Symbiodinium natans is the source of this 528-nucleotide messenger RNA. NCBI's taxonomy places the organism in Eukaryota, Dinophyceae, Suessiales, Symbiodiniaceae. The record is from the annotation of a GenBank genome assembly.
AUGAUGGAGGAGCAGCAGGAGGAGGGGACCGAUUUAAAGGCAACAGCAGCAGCAAGUGAAGGAGCAAUACCCAGAGCUGACGGUUUGGCUGCUGAAGCUGCCAUCCUCACCACGCCUGAGGCAGAAAAUCAAGAGACCAACCUUGUUGCUUCUCUUGAUGUGGGUGGCUCGUCGACAAGUGUGGCGGCAGAACAGAAGGUGUCUGAUGGCUAUUCUUGCAACAUCGGACAUGUGACCGUUUGGGCCGACAGCCAGGAGCCGAAUGUGGGUGAGGAAGCAACAGCUAUGGAUGAGCAAGGUGGUGAGAGGAUGUCACUGAGGCCAAGCACGGCAGAGGAUCAGAUCGAAUCCGCGGUGUUGAGCAGUUCAGGCGCAGUCAGCCAUGACACCGUGGACUUUUCAAGACCUCGUCAGUCUGCGCACGUGGUUGCCUCUGCCCGUGCGCUCAUGGCCGCCGAUGCGCGCUCUGCUGCACAAGCUGCAGUCGAGGCCGCUGCAUGGCAAGGCAAUCCAGCGUCUGGUGCUUAG